Molecule: messenger RNA, 926 nt
Organism: Pocillopora verrucosa
Lineage: Eukaryota; Metazoa; Cnidaria; Anthozoa; Scleractinia; Pocilloporidae
Source: RefSeq, a predicted model, not a curated record
UGCUGGCUUGUUUUCAGGUUCAUGUGUAGCUGCAGUAUUUGUACCUUUUUUCCAUGUCAAAUGUAAGCUUCAAGUCCAGCAAAUUUCCAGUGAAAGCAUGAAAUACCGGGGUCCAUUCUCUUUAGCUUUUCAUAUUUUAAAAACGAAAGGUGUUCAAGGGUUGUAUAAAGGUCUCUCCGCUAAUCUCUUAACUGCACCAGCAUCAGGAUGCUAUUUUGUGUCUUACGAACACUUGGUAAGAACACUUAUUCCCCCAGACACCUCACGUGAUGACGUAGGGUCCCUUCCUGUGCUCUUGGCUGGGGGCAUUGCUGGCACAAUAUGGUGGUUAGUGGCCCUUCCUGGUGAUGUUUUAGCCAGCCGUAUUUGGACUGCACCUGAGGGGAAGUACCCACGGGGAGUCCGAGAUGCCUUGCGGGAGUUACUUCGUAAUGAGGGUGCCUCUGCUUUGUAUAAAGGAAUUGUUCCUGUGCUGUUGAGGGCUGCACCUGAGAGCGCUGCUUUAUUCUGGGGAUACGAGUUGACUUUGAAAGCCAUCAAUUGGAUGUCAAGAGUUUUCAAUCCAUCCUCAGAAUGACUCGACGCAGGCGUUGGAACGAUCACGGCUAAGAGUUGCAGAUCACUUAAUGAGCCUUGAACUAUCAUAGUGUCAAGGCACCAAACUGAUACAUAAGGCCAGCACAAAGUUCAGAAAUGUUAACUAUGACAAUGAACAAAGUGUAUCGUUGGGAAAUUUGAAUUACAAAACACAGUCGUACUAAAAAUAAGAAAAGAGGAGUAAUUGUUGUCUUUUGAGGACACGGCAUUAGAUAACGUAACUUAUUUGUGCUUAGAUAUUAAUUUUUAUAGCGUUACAGUAUAUUAAAAAAGCUAGAUUAAAAUUUUAAAUAACUUUAAUUAUGGAUAAUAUAAAUCUAAAGAACCGA